Molecule: messenger RNA, 342 nt
Organism: Papaver somniferum (opium poppy)
Lineage: Eukaryota; Viridiplantae; Streptophyta; Magnoliopsida; Ranunculales; Papaveraceae
Product: glycine-rich protein DOT1-like
Exons: 1
Coding region: 1-342 (113 amino acids)
Source: RefSeq, a predicted model, not a curated record
AUGCAUGGUUCACCGCCACCUGCUGACAGUUCAAAUGUUGCUGGACACGUACGACAUUCGCUUGGAGGGUUUGGUGGGGAUGGGGAUAAUGGGGGCGAAAGGGAUGGUGAUGGCGGGGGUGGCGAAGGUGGUGGAGGUAGGGAUGGUGGUGGAGGUGAUGGGGUCGGAGGCGGUGGAGGGGAUGGAGGGGGAGGCGACGAGGGUGGUGACGGGGGUGGAGGUGAUGGAAGUGCAGGGGGGGGGGGGGGAGAUGGUGGUGGGGGUGGAGGAGACAUAUUUUUGCAGCAACAUUCACACUCCACGGUAGGAGAACCUUUGGCUUUAAAUUUUCCGCAGUUUUGA